Molecule: messenger RNA, 675 nt
Organism: Ipomoea triloba (trilobed morning glory)
Lineage: Eukaryota; Viridiplantae; Streptophyta; Magnoliopsida; Solanales; Convolvulaceae
Product: 60S ribosomal protein L26-1-like
Exons: 1
Coding region: 57-497 (146 amino acids)
Biological process (GO): ribosomal large subunit biogenesis; cytoplasmic translation
Cellular component (GO): ribosome; cytosolic large ribosomal subunit
Molecular function (GO): RNA binding; structural constituent of ribosome
Source: RefSeq, a predicted model, not a curated record
UUCUCAAACGGGCGCGGUUGCAGAGUGAGAGAGAGAGAACUGAGACGCCAGCGAAGAUGAAGUACAACCCGAGAGUUUCCUCCUCCCGCCGCAAGAGCAGGAAGGCUCACUUCACGGCGCCGUCUAGCGUCCGCAGGGUGCUUAUGAGCGCGCCGUUGUCGGCCGACCAGCGCUCCAAGUACAACGUGAGGUCGAUGCCGGUGAGGAAGGACGACGAGGUUCAAGUUGUUCGCGGGACGUACAAGGGCCGUGAAGGAAAGGUAGUUCAGGUUUACCGUAAGAAAUGGGUGAUUCACAUCGAGCGCAUUACUCGGGAGAAGGUUAACGGAUCCACUGUCAACGUCGGCAUCCAUCCUUCCAAGGUUGUUAUCACCAAGCUCCGCCUCGACAAGGACCGCAAGUCGCUUAUCGAUCGCAAGGCUAAGGGCCGCGCCGCCCAUGACAAGGAUAAGGGAACCAAGUUCACCGCUGAGGACAUCAUGCAGACUGUUGAUUAAUUUUGAGCUUGUCUGUUAGUUUUUGGUACACUUUUAUCACUAUUAUAUCUUACAUUGUUAAAUUUUUGCUUAUUGAGAUGCUAAGACUUCCUGCAUUUUGCAAGACUUUGAAACUGGUUCGCAGCUUUCUAUAUUGGUUUAAAGUUUAAUCGAAUUGUGACAAUAGUUUUGAACCGUA